AUGAAUGUUCUUAGAAAGCAAAGCCAGGAUGAGAUCGCCUUCUUCGCUCAGCUCAUCCGAUCGCGAGGCGUGGGCAGGGAUCUAUCCGAGGCGCUGCGCGUCCACUCGCAACUCCUUGGCUCGCCCCAUCUCAGCAAGAACAGAUUUCUCUCCAAUCUCCUCGUCGAGAUGUAUGGAAAGUGUGGCAGCAUUGACAACGCGCGCGCUGUUUUCGAUGGAAUCCAUGAGCCCAAUAGCUUCUCCCACACGCUCAUGGUCUCGGCGCUCGCGCACAACGCGCGACUGGAAGAGGCGAUGGCGCUGUUCUUGAGGAUGGACGGCCGGGAUGUCAUACCCUGGACGGCCAUGAUUGGUGGGUGCGCGAUGGCGGGGGAUCUUAAGCAGGCCAAGCACUUCUUUGAUCGAAUGCCACAAUGGAACAUCGUGUCGUGGAACGCGCUACUCCAGGCUUUUGCCACGAGUGGGGAUUUUGCCAGUGCAAUGGAAAUCUUCGAAGAGAUGCCGGAGAAAAACAACGUUUCCAUCAAUACUCUUUUGAGAAGCAUGAACCAGCUUGGUUUUUGCGAUUGGGUGAUGACGGUUUUUGAGAAAAUGGAAAACCGAGACAUCGUUUCGUGGACAGAGUUAGUAUCGGCAAAUGCCGCAUGCGGGUAUCUUGAAGAUGUGUGGCAUAUACUUAGAAAGAUGCCACAAUGCGACGUCGUUGCGUGGACCGCCGUGCUAGUGGGUUUUGCGGAAAACGGUAAUUUGGAAUAUGCUAGGGCAGUGCACGAAAAGAUGCCCCAGCGUGACAACGUUGCGUGGAACGCGAUGGUCCAAGCAUAUGCCCUUCGAGGGCAAAUAGAGGAGGCACGGCUCAUGUACGACCGUACGCCCAAGCACGACGUUGUCUCGGCGACGCUCAUGGUCUCGGCAUAUGCGCAGUACGGAGACGCCAUAGAGGCUCAAAAGGUGUUUCGAUCCAUGAAGAAAACCAACGUUGUGUCUUGGAACGCAAUGAUCCAGGCUUACAUCCAUAUCGGCGAUUUGGAGGCCGCAAAAUCGAGUUUUGAUGAGAUGCCACAGAGGGAUGUCGUGUCGUGGAAUGCAAUGGUUGCGGUCUUUGCUCAGAAUGAGCAGCAGCUCCAAAUCGCGAGGAGUUUCUUUGAUCGUAUGCCGCAAACGAAUGUGAUCUCCUGGAACACGAUCAUGACGGCGGUCGCGAGCAGUGGACACUUGGAGGUCACUCUGGAGAUCUUUGCGGGCAUCCCACAGCGGAGCCUUGUGUCGUGGAAUGCGAUGGUCCAGGCGUAUGCUCAAAACGGGCACAUCGAACAAGCCCAGCAAACUUUUGAUCUCAUGUCGUGUAGAGACGUCUACUCGUGGAAUCUGAUCGUCGCCACUUACAACAUGGUGAAGAAACUCGAUCAAGCGACCAGAUAUUUCAUGGAAAUGCCCGAGGCCAACUUAGUCGCGCAAACAAACAUGGUUUCGGGGUAUGCCCACAACGGACAUCUCACAAAGGCCAGAGAGCUGUUUGAUAGUAUGAAGCAGCGCAACCUCCUUGCAUGGACCACCAUGCUCACGGGAUAUGCCCAAAGGGGGCAUAGCAGCGAAGCCUUUGAGCUCUUCCAUCUCAUGGGACUGGAAGGGAUCGAGCCCGACGAGCUCGCAUUCAUCGCGGUUCUCACGGCACACAGCCAUGUCGGACUCCUCAAAGAGGGUCUCGAGUGUUUCAAGUCGAUGAUCGCGGACAGGAAAGUCUCCCCAGUUCUCCAACACUACCACUCCAUACUUGAUCUCCUGGGCCGCGCGGGAGAGAUUGUGGAAGCCGAGAACUUGAUCUACUCCAUGCCAUUUCUCCCGGACGAGGUCUCGUGGACGAUCUUGCUGGGAGCUUGUCGAGUCCACCGCGAUUCCAAGCGAGCCAAAGAGAUCGCAGAUACGAUGAUGAAUGUGGAUCCAUCAAAGGGCGCUUCGUACGUGCUCUUGUCAAACGCUGUUGUGGAUCAUUCCCGCCAUCUAUGA
Selaginella moellendorffii is the source of this 2007-nucleotide messenger RNA. RefSeq names its product pentatricopeptide repeat-containing protein At4g02750-like. Gene Ontology annotation, biological process: RNA modification. The record is from RefSeq and is a predicted model, not a curated record. The coding region runs from base 1 to 2007 and encodes 668 amino acids. Gene Ontology annotation, molecular function: RNA binding; protein binding. The transcript has a single exon. Lineage: Eukaryota; Viridiplantae; Streptophyta; Lycopodiopsida; Selaginellales; Selaginellaceae.